UCUUUUUUGGUGCUAAAUUAGAAGAAAAUCUCGUUGAUGAUGAUCUUUUUAAGGGCGACACAGAUGGAAAUGGCGAUCGGUAAACAGAAAUAAAGAUCAUCAGCAAGAGCUUCCAAGAUCUUGUCGUUUUCGGAGCAGAAAUCAGUUUUAGGUUUGAUUGAUGGCAACAAAUGACUAUGAAUCCGGGUUGAAGAUGCUGGAAGAAUUGACCACAAAUGCCCGGCAAAUCCAGGACCAGUUGUUGGGUGAAAUCCUUACUAAAAACGCCGGAACGGAGUAUUUAAGCCGAUUCCUCCAUGGCCAAAACGACAAGCGACUCUUCAGAAAGAAUGUACCCGUUGUUGCUUACGAAGAUCUCAAGCCUUAUAUUGAUCGAAUCGCCAAUGGGGAGGCGUCUUCAGAUAUUCUUUUAGCUGAACCCCUCACUGGGUUCUCUCUCAGUAGUGGGACUUCAGGUGGGCAGCCGAAGCUGAUACCUGUCAUCGAUGAAACUACUAACACACACACAAUGUAUAAUAACAUUUUUCGGUCUGUGAUGAUAAAGCACUUUGGGGACAUAAACCAAGCCGGUAAACGAAUGGAGCUUAUGUUUGUCAAACCAGAUGUUGAAACUCCUUCUGGCCUCAAGGCAACUGCAGUCUCGUCAAGAUUUUUCAAGAGGAGUGGCUUUCGAGCCAUUUUGCCGAAGCUUUACACGAGCCCUUUCGAGACUAUCGUUUGCCCGGACGCCAAGCAGAGCAUGUACUGUCAAAUACUUUUCGGUCUAAUACAACGUGAUGAGGUUGUCAUGAUUGGCUCAGUCUUUGCAUCUGGUGUGCUAAGAGGUUUCAAGUUUUUAGAAAAUAACUGGCAAGAGCUGUGCUCAAAUAUAAGAACUGGUCGAAUAAGUGAUUGGAUCACUGACUCGGGGUGCAAAAACGCAGCAUCGUCGAUCUUGAAGGCUAAUUCAGAGUUGGCUGACUUGAUAGAAAAUAUAUGUAUGAAAUCAUGGGAGGGAAUAAUCAGAAAGCUAUGGCCUAAAACAAAGUACAUUGGUACCAUAUGUACAGGCGCAAUGAUGCAAUAUACUGCAGAACUUGAGUUCUAUUGUGGAGGUCUACCUUUAGUGUCAGGUUUUUAUGGUUGCUCGGAAGGUGCUGUUGGGAUCAACUUAGAACCUCGAAGUAAACCUUUGGAUGUCUCUUACACAUUUCUUCCUAAUUCGGUUUACUUCGAAUUUGUUCCGAUAAAGGAAGAAUGUGUUGCGAAUUCUCCAAAUCUGGUUGAAUCUGUAGAAACGAAGAGCAGCGACGAAGAUACCGAACCUGUUGAGCUUGUAAAUGUGAAGCCUGGUCAAUGUUAUGAACUGCUUGUCACAAACUCUACGGGACUAUACCGAUAUAGAGUUGGCGAUGUUCUUAUGGUGACUGGUUUCUACAACAAUACACCUCAGUUCCGAUUCGUAGGGAGGGAAAACGUCGUUCUAAGCGUCGAUCUGGAAAGAACAAGCGAAGCGGACCUCUUAAAGGCCGUAACCGAAGCAAAAACACUUCUCGAUCCGCUCGGAUUCAUCUUGACGGGCUAUACUAGCUACGGUGACACUUCUUCAACACCAGGUCACUAUGUCAUAUUCUGGGAGCUCAAAGCAAAAGAAAGCAACAACGGCAACAAGCUCGACCCGAAGGUAAUGGAAGAAUGUUGCUCUCGAAUGGAAGAUUCGUUACAUUUUACCUAUAGAAUGUAUAGGAGAGAGAAUAUAAUUGCAGCUUUGGAGAUCAGGGUCGUAAAGCAAGGAACUUUCGAGGAACUGAUGGAUUACUCUGUGUCCCAAGGUGCUUCUUUGAGCCAAUAUAAGACGCCCGUUUGCAUCAAAUCUAAGGAGGCCUUAGAGAUACUGAAUUCAAGAGUUAUAGCUAAGUUUUUCAGCCCCAAAACUCAGUUGAAUCUUUUACUUUAAAAUUACUACUUUCUUAUUAAUUUGGAUUAGACCUUU
This is a messenger RNA of Hibiscus syriacus, 1972 nucleotides long. RefSeq names its product indole-3-acetic acid-amido synthetase GH3.17-like. Gene Ontology annotation, cellular component: cytoplasm. The transcript has 4 exons. Lineage: Eukaryota; Viridiplantae; Streptophyta; Magnoliopsida; Malvales; Malvaceae. The coding region runs from base 161 to 1936 and encodes 591 amino acids. Gene Ontology annotation, molecular function: acid-amino acid ligase activity. The record is from RefSeq and is a predicted model, not a curated record.